AUGAAACAAGCGGACGAUGAUCGUCGGGACUUUAUAGAUACUACUAACUUAAGCACUAUUAAAAUGGAAGUCAUUGCAGAUGAUUACCAGGACCAGCAACCCCGAAAUAUUCAUUCAUCACAGACGCGACCACAUUCAAACGCUGAACGACAAAAAAGAUACAGAGAAAAGAGAAAGGCGAAUAAAAACACUGCGUUCAGUCAAUCUAGCGAUGAUCAACCACAGCAAGAACAACCGCAACAAAUAAAUAAACAUCAGCUCGAUCCUAUUGCUGAACCGCAAACAAAAUGUAGAAAAUUAUUAAGUGAACAGCAACAUAUAGAAGCAGCUACUCUGCCAAGCAAUACACUUCACACAUCUAGUAAGGAUCAACUGGAAAAUGUUGAAGAUGAACGUGCACGGAAAAGAUAUUUAAAUAAACAGCGACAACGCCGGUUUAGAGCAAGGCAAAGAAUUGAAUGGCAUAGUAAAUUUUCACAUCAAGGACAUUCACAAAGAUCAAAAGAAUCUCUAAUUAGAGUAUGGGAGCAACUAAAGGUUGAAAGCAAACUCUAUGUUUCAUCUCUCCAAGACACGAAACAAGACCCUUUCUUAGACCUGGUAUGCUCCAUACUAGGCCGUGGUUGCUCGGGAGCUUGUGUUGCAGAUUGUGAUAUGGAUUUUAAUGAAGGCUCUUCCAAUGAACAGACUUAUCAAGAUCAUAUUCAGGAGCCUCUUGUCAUUGUUGAAGAGGUCUCAUCGAAAGAAGAGGAAAACCAGAAUGAAAACUCAUCACAAUGGCCCAAGAGAAAAUCUGCGCCACGAAUGUACGAUAAGACUGUCUCCACAUCUUGCCUAAGCAGUAGUAGUGAGGAUAUUCAUAAGAAAAAAGAGAACACAGACGAAAUGAAAGAAACGCUCUUGCAAGAAGAGAUCGACUUUAAAAGACAACUGUAUGCAUUAAAAAUUCAAUCAGCAGAGAAAGAUCUCGAAAUAAGAAAUGAAAUACUGAAACAAAUAAAAGGUGGAGCUAUACAAUGUGAAAGCCUAUAUGGCAUGCUUCAGCAAAAGGAGCUAGAGUAA
This is a messenger RNA of Leptosia nina, 1062 nucleotides long. Lineage: Eukaryota; Metazoa; Arthropoda; Insecta; Lepidoptera; Pieridae. The record is from the annotation of a GenBank genome assembly.